UUGCAUGAAAUUCGACUUCAUAUACGUAGUAUAUACUACGUACGUAAUAUUAAUAUAAAUACAUAAACAUCCGCAUGCAGGCCCUAAGGAUUGGUAGCUAGCUAGGUUCUCUAUUAAUUUCCUCCAUCUUAAUUAACAUCCUCGCUUAGAUUCUCGAAAGAUAGAAUGGCCUAUACUACAUUCUUGCCCAAUGAUAUAAUCCUGGAAAUUCUCAAAAGGCUUCCUGCCAAGUCUCUUAUGCGGUUCAAGUGUGUUUCCAAAGGAUGGCUGAAUAUGAUUCUUCAUCCUUUCUUCAUAGAAUCGCACCAGAACCACGCCCGAACCCGCCCCGAUGCCUCUCGCCGCUUGUUUGCCUAUUCUGAUCGCUAUAAUCAUCUCGUAUUAUCUUACCAUAAUAAUGAUCACCCGGAACUUCUUAUCCAGACAUUCUUCUCCACAAAUAUGAAGCUUGAUUUUACCUCUUCACAAAUUCUCUAUUCUCAAUCUCCCCUCUGGCUUGGCGCUAAUACCCGCAUAACUAGUGAGUGUCAAGGAAUCUCAAACAUCGCCAAUGGUCUUAUUUGUGUUCAUAAUUACGAUGUUGGUUGUCUUGAAAAACAAUCUCUUUGGUUGAUAAACCUUGCCACAAUGCAAAAGAGAUCCCUCCCAAUCCCAAGGGUGUGCUUCUUACACAGGAGCUCCUAUUUUCUUGGGUCUGAUUCAUCCUCCAAAAAGUACAAAAUUCUUCAUUUUUGUAGUGGGGGGGAAUAUGAUUGCCAGGUUCUGACUGUGGGAAGAAGGAGAUGGAGGCGAGUCAUCGGGCGAAAUCCCGGUAAAGAACUUGGAUUGCCUGAGGCUAUGUCCACGGAUGGAAGAAUAUAUUUCAAGGUGGGAAAUAGAGAUCUUCAUGUCCUCACAUUCUUUGACUUGCAUACCGAAAAGUUUGCACAUCUUUCUAUUCCAGAAGCCUCUCUUCCUCGAGAAGGUAAUACGGGAUGGCUUUACUGUCCUUAUUAUCUUCAAGAACUUUUCGAGAUUAGAGGAAAGUUGGGACUCGUUCGUGGAUUGAAAGUUUGGAUUUUGGAGGAGACCGGUUGGAUUGAAAAGAGCAUAAUCCUUCCCAAUCACGUAUAUAACGGUACAUUUGUUGGUUAUGAAAGGAAUAGCAAGAUUAUCAUCAAGUCUUCCCAAGGGGGUGAUAUGACUUCAAAAUACUUCCUCUAUGAUUUGGACACAUCAGAGUGUGCAGAGGCUCCAGGAAUCGCUAUCCACGAUUUGAACUUUAGUAAUUACUUAUUUGGUUCACAUCUUCCUUCGGAUGUUUGUAACAUGAAACUCUUCAAUUAUAUUGAAAAUAUCACAACAUUGUGAAUUUUUU
Messenger RNA from Cuscuta epithymum, 1357 nucleotides. NCBI's taxonomy places the organism in Eukaryota, Viridiplantae, Streptophyta, Magnoliopsida, Solanales, Convolvulaceae. The record is from the annotation of a GenBank genome assembly.